This is a messenger RNA of Puntigrus tetrazona (Sumatra barb), 3023 nucleotides long. It is a transcript of the gene pcsk7, whose product is annotated as proprotein convertase subtilisin/kexin type 7. Gene Ontology annotation, biological process: protein processing. Gene Ontology annotation, molecular function: serine-type endopeptidase activity. Bases 382 to 2562 code for a protein of 726 amino acids. Lineage: Eukaryota; Metazoa; Chordata; Actinopteri; Cypriniformes; Cyprinidae. Gene Ontology annotation, cellular component: Golgi membrane; trans-Golgi network. The transcript has 16 exons. The record is from RefSeq and is a predicted model, not a curated record.
AGGUUGAGGUUUGACUUCCUUCAGCGCUAUGUCAGUCAGUUAACGCUUGGUUUAGACAGCUACCUGAUGUAUUCUGACGCGUCGUAAUAAACAGAGCGCGUGUUUCGACGUCUUCCGGUUUGUCAUGAUGUCACAAAAUGACACACGUUCGUUCAGUCGUAUUGCCAGAUCCUUUACACCCCGUACACCUAAAACCAGUUCAUACGUGCGUUCACAUCCACCCACAAAGAGACGGGGAAGCGCCAAGCGUGUAGUUCAGUUCGGACAGGACCGAGCGAGCUUCACAGUCAGGUUCACUGAAGUCAACUUUGCUUUUGAAGAAACUGAGCUCUUGAGAAACUCUACUCUAGCUGCUUUAAAUACUGAUUUCUCCGGGCUGACAUGGCGUCCUCCUCCCGGAUGUGUCUCCUCGUCUGUCCUCUGCUACUGCUGGUGGUUUCCCCGCCGCUCGUCCGCUGCUUCUUCUCUCCCUCCCCAGCGUCCCGGUCGUGCGGGCCGGGCCGGUCCUGGGCGGUGCGUCUGGACAGCGGCGCGGUGAGAGCCGGACGCUCGCUGGAGCGGCUGGCCCAGAGCGUGGCGGACGAGGCGGGUCUGGAGAACCACGGCCAGAUCGGGCAGCUGGAGGAACAUUACCUGCUCUGCCAGCCGCUGGAGAACGGCGCCGACGCCGACCCGACCGACACCGAGUCGGCUCUGGACAGAAACCCUCAUGUGCUGUGGCACUCCCAGGAACACAUCCUCAGACGCUCCAAGAGAGGCGUGACCUUCAAUGACCCCAAAUACCCCAACCAGUGGCACUUGCACAACGACGUGAAGCACGGGAUGGACGUGAACGUGACCGGCGUCUGGGAGAGAAACAUCACCGGCGCGGGGAUCACGGUGGUGGUGGUGGACGACGGCGUCCAGCACACGCUGGCAGAUAUUCAGCCCAAUUACAGUCCCGAGGGCAGUUAUGAUCUGAACUCCAACGACCCUGACCCCAUGCCUCACCCCGACGGCCACAGCGAUAACCACCACGGCACGCGCUGCGCUGGAGAGAUCGCCGCCGUCUCCAACAACAGCUUCUGCGCUGUCGGAGUCGCCUACGGAGCCAAAGUGGCCGGGAUCAGGGUUUUGGACGGACCCCUCACAGACAGCAUGGAGGCUGUUGCUUUUAAUAAGCACUACCAAGUCAACGACGUCUACAGCUGCAGCUGGGGUCCAGAUGAUGACGGCCGGACAGUCGAUGGACCGCAUCCCUUGGGCAAGGCGGCGCUGCAGCACGGAGUCAUCGCAGGACGCAGAGGUUUUGGCAGCAUCUUCGUUGUCGCCAGCGGAAACGGAGGACAGUAUGAAGACAACUGCAACUACGACGGCUACGCUAACUCCAUCUACACCGUCACCAUCGGUGCGGUGGAUGAGAAUGGCAGAAAGCCGUUUUAUGCAGAAGAGUGUGCGUCCAUGCUGGCCGUGACGUUCAGCAGCGGCAGCAGACAGCUCCGCAGUAUAGUGACGUCGGACUGGUCUCUGCAGAGCGGCACCGGCUGCACGGACGGACACACGGGCACCUCUGCGGCCGCUCCUCUGGCUGCGGGGAUGGUGGCGCUCAUGCUGCAGGUUCGGCCCUGUCUCAGCUGGAGGGACGUCCAGCACAUCAUCACCUACACCGCCACUCAGCAUGACGCUGAAGCUCAGGCUGACUGGGGGAUCAACGGAGCCGGCUUCCAUCACAGUCACAAGUACGGCUUUGGUCUGCUGAACGCCUGGAGGCUGGUGAACGCCGCCAAGGUCUGGGAGCCCGUCCCCUUCUUGGUGUCCUACCAGAGCCCGCUUUUAAAGGCCAGCGAGGACAUCCCAGCCUUCCCCAAAACUCUCACGCACACCUGGAACGUGUCUCGGUCUGAUCUGAGGCAGUCGGGCAUGCAGACGCUGGAGCACGUGUCCGUUACGGUGACUAUGGCUCACCCGCGGCGCGGGAACGUGGAGAUCCGGCUCGUCUGCCCCAGCGGGAUGAGCUCUCUGAUCGGGGCCCGCAGGUCGCUGGACGUAGACGUGACCGGAUUCACGGACUGGACGUUCUCCACGGUGCGGUGCUGGGGAGAGAGAGCCGAGGGACAGUACAGGCUCCAGAUCACCGACCACAAAGAGUCGAGUCUGUCGUCAGGCGUCCUGAAGCGCUGGAAGCUCACGCUGUACGGCUCGUCUCUGUCUCUUCAGCAGGUCAAAGAGAGACGGAGGGUCGUUGAAGAGGCCAUGGGCGGACAGUACCUGAACAGCAGUUUUGCUCUCCCCUGUCCUCCUGGUAUCGACGUUCCUCCUGAGAUCGUGAGCCCGUUCACGUCGAGCAGCCUGAAGUCUCUGCUGCUGCUGGGCUGCUUCGCUCUCUUCUGGUCGCUCUACUACACGCUGGAGGUGACCCUGACCCACUGGGACUGGCGCGGGUGCAGCAUGAGCGGCACGGGACGGCCCCGAGGCUUUCAGAGCGUGCUCACGGGCCUGGAGGACAGUCAGGUGGUGCAGAUCCAGCCCGAGGUGGACAGCGAGUCUAAGGUCCCGCUCAUAGCUGCCGAGGAGAACACGUAGCACUCGGGGAUGAAGUCUCUCUUCGUCUGUUUCUUCAGGUUGAGCUCUGAUUUUCUUUGACCAUGUGAGCAAGUGCUCUGUUUUGAGUCGCCUUGUUUAGUUGGAUUUGUUUUCCGAUGCGUUCAUAGGAGUGUUACCUGAUAAGAGUGCCUGAUUUAGAGUGCAGUGUUUGUUCAUGUAUGACUGAGAGAAUGCGUGCUGUGUGAUUGGCCGAGUGAAUGAUAUUUUAUGGAGUUUAAUAUAUUGACCGGGACGCAUUGAAUGUGUCGCUAUUAGGUCUUUUCUGAGUAUAAAUACCUCGGACACUUGAAUCUUGAAAGACAGAAAGAGAUUGUUUAAACUGGCGGUCUGCUUGCCCGCAGACGUCUUACUGAUUCUAGCUUCUUUAUUUUUUACUGAAGUGUGGUAUUCUUGUGAGAACUCAGAUGUGGUUUGAAUAAAAAUGAAAAGGGAUUGUUUUA